AUGGCAACCACCACCACAAGUCGUAGGCUUCGGCCUCCGUCGCCGAAUAUUGACCGGAGCCGGAGCAUAACUUCAUCGAUCUCCCUCCCGGUUUCAUUAAACGCCUCAUUCUCUUCUUCUUCGUCCUCUUCUUCCUCUUCCCCUUCCAAUCCAAGCCAAAGAGUGAUGAUAAGCAGAUCACAAUCCACAACAAGAUCUUCUAGACCCGCCGGAUCCAACCCGAAACCCGGCGAGAUGAUCCCGGCGAGAAACAGCGCGUCAAGAUCUCACGAGAUCAACAACGGGAGAAGCAGAGAGGCGUUUGCUCGUUACUUGGAGCAACGUGAGCGUGGCAGUCCUCGUAAUAACGCUUCGUCGAAAGGGGUAAAACCGGGAGCUACCUCACCAUCCGCGUGGGCAUUGUCACCGGGAAGAGUUUCAGCAAUGAAAACUUCUUUGUCCAGCUCAGCUCCGGCGAGUUCAAUGUGCCGGACACCACCUGAGUCGCCGGUAAGCGCGGCCAAGAUGAGAAGCGGUGGCGGUGGAGCAGUGGCUGGAGUUUUGAAGUACUUCAAGGCUCAGAAGAAAGUAUCUCCGGUUCAUGAGGAGGACUAUCACCGGUUUAGGAUUAUUCACAACAGAUUACUUCAACUGAGGUUUGUUAACGCAAGAACUGAAGCCACUAUGGCUAAACUUAAGAUCAAUGUUGAGGAUCAAUUGUUUUGGGUUUGGCUUAGGAUAUACAAAAUGAGGAACUACGUAGUGGAAAAUGUAGUUGAAGUUCAAAGGCUCCGUCAAGAAAUUAAACUACGUCAAGUUCUCAGUCUCCAAAUGCCUUUACUCAAUGAGUGGUCUAAACUGGACGCCAAAAACUACGAAGCGUUGAGCAAGCUAACUCGAAAACUACAUGCUUUGUCUCUCCGUUUACCCCUCCUACAUGGUGCAACGAUAGAUUUGGUGUCCGUACAUGAAGAAAUGGUCACAGCAAUAGAAGUCAUGGAUGAGAUUGAAGACAUCAUCAUCAAGUUUCUCCCACGACAGGUUGAAAUAAUCCUAUAUGAGCUAACAGAAUUGCUCAGCAUGUUCAAACAAGAAUUAUUAUAUUUUGAAGAAUUGGAGAAGAGCCUUUUCCUUAUUCCUGUCUUUGCGGCGAAAGAGAGUAGCUUAAGGGUCCAUUUUCUCCAGAAGACUGAGGAACACAUAAAAUCUUUGCAACAUUGA
Eutrema salsugineum is the source of this 1200-nucleotide messenger RNA. RefSeq names its product QWRF motif-containing protein 7. Bases 1 to 1200 code for a protein of 399 amino acids. The record is from RefSeq and is a predicted model, not a curated record. Gene Ontology annotation, cellular component: centrosome; nuclear microtubule; cytoplasm. Gene Ontology annotation, biological process: spindle assembly; centrosome cycle. The transcript is spliced from 5 exons. NCBI's taxonomy places the organism in Eukaryota, Viridiplantae, Streptophyta, Magnoliopsida, Brassicales, Brassicaceae. Gene Ontology annotation, molecular function: microtubule binding.